AUGUCAGAAGAAGUAAAUAACACCUUAAUAAUCAUAGCAGCUGUGGAGUUUUCAGUGGGGAUCUUAGGAAAUGCAUUCAUUGGACUGGUAAACUGCAUGGACUGGAUGAAGAAUAGAAAGAUUGCCUCCGUUGAUUUAAUUCUCACAAGUCUGGCCAUAUCCCGAAUUUUUCUAUUGUGUCUAAUAAUGUACGACUCUGUUCUGUUGAUGCUGUAUCCAGGUGUCUUUAUCAGCAGUCAAGAAUUUAGAAUCUUUGACUUCUUUUGGACACUAACCAACCAUGUGAGUGUCUGGUUUGCCACCUGCCUCAGCAUUUUCUAUUUCCUCAAGAUAGCUAAUUUCUUCCAUCCUCUGUUCCUCUGGAUGAAGUGGAGAAUUGACAAGAUGAUUCCUAGGAUCCUGCUGGUGUGCUUGGUCCUCUCUGUGGUUAUUAGCCUUCCCAUCACUGAGGAUCGGAAUGAUGAUUUCAGACUUUGUUUCAGGGCAAAGGGGAAAACAAACUUAACUUUGAGAUGCAGGGUCGAUAAAGCUCAAUAUGUUUCCAUCAAGGUAUGUCUCAACCUGUUAACACUAUUCCCCUUUUCUGUGUCCCUGAUCUCAUUUCUCCUCUUGAUCCUCUCCCUGUGGAGACACACCAGGCAAAUGCAGCUCAGUGCCACAGGGUUCAGAGAUGCCAGCAUAGAAGCCCACUUGGGAGCCAUGAAGGCUGUCAUAUCCUUUCUCUUGCUAUUCCUUGUCUACUAUUUGUCCUUUAUCGUAGCCACCUCCACCGAGUUAAUAAUAGAGUCUGACUUAGCUGUGAUGGUUUGUGAGUUUAUAGCUCUCAUCUAUCCCUCAAGCCAUUCACUUAUCCUAAUUCUGGGGAACAUUAAAUUAAGACAAGCAUUUCUAAGAGUGCUAUACAAAGUAACGUAUAUCCUGAAAAGAAGAAAUGUUUAA
Molecule: messenger RNA, 939 nt
Organism: Hipposideros armiger (great roundleaf bat)
Lineage: Eukaryota; Metazoa; Chordata; Mammalia; Chiroptera; Hipposideridae
Product: taste receptor type 2 member 7-like
Exons: 1
Coding region: 1-939 (312 amino acids)
Biological process (GO): detection of chemical stimulus involved in sensory perception of bitter taste; G protein-coupled receptor signaling pathway; sensory perception of taste
Cellular component (GO): membrane
Molecular function (GO): G protein-coupled receptor activity; bitter taste receptor activity
Source: RefSeq, a predicted model, not a curated record